GCAACACCACUGCUUCUAUGUCCGAUAAUCACGUGGAGCACUUCGAAUGCGUACGUAGCAUUAGACCCGUAGGAGGCCCGCUGAUGCCCGUGGCCUCGUGGCGUGCCGACACCCAUCAACCAAACGAUCGUGCGUCCCCCUCUGGCCUACGUUUGUGUUGUCACCUUCCUCCUCUCUGUCCCCGCCACGUAGGUUCAAGGCUACUCCGACCGACAUCAUCAUGGCCAACAGGCAACGAGGACGAGGCCGUCGUGCUGCUGGUGGUCGUGGUGGUGCUUCGACGUCUUCUGCGGAUGACCACGGUGAUGAUCCGGCAAGCGCAACAAACAUCGGCGAGGUCUUGGCUUCGCACUGCGUGAAGGAGUGGGACGUGCCACUAAAGAACAUCACGUUGGCCGAGAACAGCAGGCAAACCAGCCCGACCGCGGUGCAGGAAGUCGUCGAGAGCAUCCAAUCUCAUGGAUGGGUGGAUAGCUUUCCGCGAGUGAUGUUCUCGGAUCUGACAGAAGGGCAAGAGAUGACCGUCGAGCUCGCGGCUACGCUACGUGCCGUCGUCAUCGAUGGAAAUCAUCGCUUGGCUGCCUGCAAGGAGGUGUACGGAGAAGAUCGGCUCAUCAGGUGCACGUGCUACCGGUUCAUCGCGGAUGGCUUCGCCAGGCAAAUCGCCUCUGACGUGUGCAACGUCACGACGGCCACGUUCCAAGCGCGGACAAUCUACGACCAGCUCUAUUUCUACAAUAGGAUGAUGACGUCGCUGAUGGCCCAGGAGAGCGAGUCAUCAUCAGCUCGCCGGCGGCCUUCUAAUAGUCGUUCGAAACCGUCUGUCACCGCGGCUAAGCUAGCGACAUGCUGGAAGGGGGCUGGUAGCCAGGCACCGGCAGCCAACACCCUGCGCCAGUGGAUUUCUAUCGUCAACGACACGAGCCAGGGAGCACUGGUGGCGCUUCGUGCUCUGACGGAUCAACGCGUUCCAGGUUACCAAAGCAUCACCAAGGCCUUCCUGGCCGACCCCCGCGUGCGGGAGUUGAGAGAAGGGCAGCCGCAAACCCAGGCCCUCCUUGUCGACAUUUACGCGAGGAUGCCGAAGACGUCCAAGAAAGGAGAGCGCGAGGGGUUGGACGAGAUAGGCUGGGCGUUGGCUGGGGCGAAGAUGACGGCGUCUUGGGUCGAGGGUAUUGAGCACGUAGUGCCCAGGGACCAAUGGUCAGACAAGCUGAAGGGGACCGUCCGCGACUUCGCGUUCGUGAAGACCGGCCACUACGCUAACUACGUCAAGCCACACCAACUUGAGAGGGAGGCGGAGGUACGCGAGCUCCGCGAGUCGCUUCCUCCGCACGUCAAGGACCUCGACGAAGAUGUAGUGCUGGCCAUUCGCUCGAAGCUACAUCCCAGCAUCAGGAAGGUCAUGCACGAAGACCUCAACUUUCGCCCGAUGCUCGUCGAGCACGAGGGGCUGUACGAAAGCGCUUUGAACAAGCCGCCGGAAGAGCUAGGCGUUCGUGUCGCUCUCUUCGCCCUCGAUGCCCAGCGCUACAAGGUGGGCGCUUCCGACCUUCCCGUGUGGGGGGAGUACAUCGUGUACGAUUCGCGCGAGGAGGCCUAUGCUUCGAUUCAACCCGACGACGACGACCAAAACCUCCAGUACGUGCGACUCCUUCACGUCGCUGACACCCAACUGCUAAGGCGGAUGUGCAAGGAGGCCGAAGAGAGCGUCGUGUCCGACGACGCUGGUCUUUAUCUUAGGGUUGCCAAAUCUUGCCCGGCGUUCUACGCCUUGUGGGAUGAAUCUGAAGAUAACGUUGGGACCCACGAGGUUCGGAACAGGUGUGCACGAACUGACUCGACGAGCAACCUGGUUGCGAAGUUCAGGGGAACCGGUUCUACUGAGUUCCCUGUGUUCCUAAAGGUGUGCCAGGAAAUUGCUGCCAAGAACCGGGGUCCAGUGGUACAGGUCCAACCAGGCUUGUCUGUCGUUCGUCCUGGAUGGUACCAAUCGCCGGAAACGGAAUCAUCCAGCAACGACGAGGGCGGGAGUCCCUAGAGCUUGUUGUUCAGAGAAGUCGACU
This is a messenger RNA of Ectocarpus sp. CCAP 1310/34, 2066 nucleotides long. The record is from the annotation of a GenBank genome assembly. Lineage: Eukaryota; Phaeophyceae; Ectocarpales; Ectocarpaceae.